AUGUACCGCACGCUCGGUUCCAUUGCCCUGCUCGCGGGGGGCGCUGCCGCCCACGGCGCCGUGACCAGCUACAACAUUGCGGGCAAGGACUACCCUGGAUACUCGGGCUUCGCCCCUACCGGCCAGGAUGUCAUCCAGUGGCAAUGGCCCGACUAUAACCCCGUGCUGUCCGCCAGCGACCCCAAGCUCCGCUGCAACGGCGGCACCGGGGCGGCGCUGUAUGCCGAGGCGGCCCCCGGCGACACCAUCACGGCCACCUGGGCCCAGUGGACGCACUCCCAGGGCCCGAUCCUGGUGUGGAUGUACAAGUGCCCCGGCGACUUCAGCUCCUGCGACGGCUCCGGCGCGGGUUGGUUCAAGAUCGACGAGGCCGGCUUCCACGGCGACGGCACGACCGUCUUCCUCGACACCGAGACCCCCUCGGGCUGGGACAUUGCCAAGCUGGUCGGCGGCAACAAGUCGUGGAGCAGCAAGAUCCCUGACGGCCUCGCCCCGGGCAAUUACCUGGUCCGCCACGAGCUCAUCGCCCUGCACCAGGCCAACAACCCGCAAUUCUACCCCGAGUGCGCCCAGAUCAAGGUCACCGGCUCUGGCACCGCCGAGCCCGCCGCCUCCUACAAGGCCGCCAUCCCCGGCUACUGCCAGCAGAGCGACCCCAACAUUUCGUUCAACAUCAACGACCACUCCCUCCCGCAGGAGUACAAGAUCCCCGGUCCCCCGGUCUUCAAGGGCACCGCCUCCGCCAAGGCUCGCGCUUUCCAGGCCUAA
This is a messenger RNA of Thermothelomyces thermophilus ATCC 42464, 768 nucleotides long. RefSeq names its product glycoside hydrolase family 61 protein. The record is from RefSeq and is a predicted model, not a curated record. Bases 1 to 768 code for a protein of 255 amino acids. NCBI's taxonomy places the organism in Eukaryota, Fungi, Ascomycota, Sordariomycetes, Sordariales, Chaetomiaceae. The transcript is spliced from 3 exons.